AUGUCUGUUGUACUCGAAACAACACUGGGUGAUAUAACAAUUGAUUUAUAUCACGAAGAACGACCAACCACGUGCAAAAAUUUUCUAUUUUUAUGUGCAGUAAAAUAUUAUAAUUUUUGUUUAUUUCAUUCCAUACAAACAAAUUUUAUUGCACAAACUGGUGAUCCAACUGGCACAGGUCGUGGAGGUGAAUCAAUUUAUAGAGAAUUAUAUGGUGAACAAGCGAAAUAUUUUGACAUGGAAAAAAAACCAUACAUUAAACAUCGUAAACGUGGAGCUGUUUCAAUGGUUAAUAAUUCAAAUAAUCAGCAUGGUUCGCAAUUUUUUCUUACAUUAUCAUCAAAUCUUGAUUCACUAGAUGGUAUUCAUACUGUUUUUGGUGAAGUUGUCGAUGGUUGGGAUGUAUUAGAUAAAAUAAAUAUAGCCGUUGUUGAUCGUGACUAUAGACCCUAUCAUGAUUUACGUAUUAUACAUACAGUUAUUCUAUCAAAUCCAUUUAAAAUUCCAUCAUCAUUAGAUAUACCUGAACGUUCGCCAUCACCAACUAUCGAACGUGUGAAAUCGUCAAUGAUUGCAUUUGAUGAAAUGUUCGAUGAAGAUAGAAUAGAAGGAAAAACAGACGACGAAAUUAAAGAUUAUAUUGAAGAAAAAGAAGCUCAGGCCAGAGCACAGAUUCUUGAACUUAUUGGAGAUUUACCAGAGGCUGAUAUGAAACCACCAGAAAAUGUUUUAUUCGUGUGUAAAUUAAAUCAAGUUACAACUGAUGAAGAUUUAGAAACAAUAUUUAGUCGAUUUGGUGAAAUUACUAGUUGUGAUAUUGUACGAGAUAAAAAGACGGGCGAUUCUCUUUGUUAUGCAUUUAUUGAAUAUGAAAAUGAAGAAGAUGCGGAACAAGCUUAUUUUAAAAUGGAUAAUGUACUGAUUGAUGAUCGACGAAUACAUGUAGAUUUUAGUCAAAGUGUAGCAAAAGCUAAAUGGGAUUAUUACAAAAAGCAACGGCGGCUUAAAGUGAACAGACCUCAACGGUCGCCACCGCCACCGCCACUGCCACGACCAUCAUCAUCAUCAGCUUCAUCGAAAAAGUUCAAAUCUAGACGUUGA
Molecule: messenger RNA, 1101 nt
Organism: Rotaria socialis
Lineage: Eukaryota; Metazoa; Rotifera; Eurotatoria; Philodinida; Philodinidae
Source: the annotation of a GenBank genome assembly